Molecule: messenger RNA, 3594 nt
Organism: Periophthalmus magnuspinnatus
Lineage: Eukaryota; Metazoa; Chordata; Actinopteri; Gobiiformes; Gobiidae
Gene: lpcat1
Product: lysophosphatidylcholine acyltransferase 1
Exons: 14
Coding region: 93-1592 (499 amino acids)
Molecular function (GO): calcium ion binding
Source: RefSeq, a predicted model, not a curated record
UCAGAGGAUGAACUGACUCUGCUCGGUCAAUCUGCAGAACAGCCUCACUCCAGGACUUGUUUUUCUUUUUUUCAUUUUUCUGAUCUUCCAUCAUGAAGUCCUCGGGCGGCCGUCCCUCCAGAAUCCCCCUGAACCCGUUUGUCCAUGAGGUGAAGCUGAGCGCGGCGCAGAAGAUCCAGUUCGGCCUCAUGUCCGUCACCGUGUUCCCCGUGCGCUUGGUCCUCGCCGUCGCCUUCAUGGUGUUGGCCUGGGCGUUCUGUUACGUCGGCGCUUUGGGACGAUCCAAAUCUGUUCUCGGGCCAAAGACCUGGAGGACGAGAUUUUUUGACUUUGGCGUUCGGAAGUCGAUGAGGGCCAUGUGGUUUUUCUGUGGGUUCCAUUGGGUGAAGGUCAAAGGUCAAAGGGCAGAUCCGUCCGACGCUCCCAUCCUCGUUAUGGCGCCGCACUCGGCUUAUUUCGACGCCAUCCCCGUUUCAGAGACUCUGUGCACGUUUGUCACCAAGGAGUCGGGCAAAGAAGUUCCUCUGUGGAGAAGUAUAAUCGAGUACGUUCGGCCGGUGUAUGUGCUGCGUGGAGACCAGGACUCCAGGAAAAGAACCGUGGAGGAAAUAAAACGCAGAGUCACAUCUGGAGAACCCUGGCCCCAGCUGAUGAUUUUCCCAGAGGGCACCUGCACAAACAGAAUCGGACUCAUUUUGUUCAAAGCCGGUUCUUUUAUCCCUGGACUUCCUGUUCAGCCGGUCGUCCUGAGAUACCCAAACCCGCUGGAUACUGUUACCUGGGCAUGGCAAGGUCCUGGAGGGCUGAAAAUCCUGUGGCUCACCCUCUGCCAGUUUCAUAAUUCUUUAGAGAUUGAGUAUUUACCUGUGUACAACCCAUCAGAAGAAGAAAAGAAAAACCCCGCUCUGUUUGCCGAAAACGUCCGAAAACUGAUGGCAAAAGCGCUGGAGCUGCCUCUCAUAGACCUGGCGUUCGACGACUGUGACAUCACGGUGUCCGAGGGGCCGCUCAGGAUCUUUAACUUCAGCUCUCUGCUCGAGUUCAACCAGAUGGUGGUCCGCCUGGGAUUAAAAGGUUCCACUAACCCCGCUGUCCUGGGACGUCAGGCCGAGGAGGCGCGCCGGCUCCGUGGAGAGGGGUUAACCGUGGAGGACUUCGCUCAGCGUCUGGGUUUAUCUGUGAGUGACAAACUACGGCAGGUGCACGGCGUGUUCGAUCAGACAGAAGAUGGACUCAUCGAUUAUAGACGUUAUGUUAUCGCUUUGUCGACUGUGUAUCAGCCCAAAAAAACGAAGGAGACUCUCAAACUGGCAUUUAAGAUGUACCAGGAUGAAGACGAUGGAAGUGUGACGGAGGAAGACCUGGCGGCCAUCUUGGAAAUAAUGCUCGGAGUUGAGAAAGUGGAUCUGAGUGGACUGUUCCUGUCGCUGCAGGAAGAGACGGGGAAGAUCACGUACGAUGAGCUGUGUGACUUUAUCGACAAACAUCCAGACUUCACUCAGAACUACAUUCGCUUCAAAAACCACCCGAGCGCCUUCUGCUUCAGCCGAGAAAGAAGCAGCAGCAGCAAAGACCAGAAGAAGAGAGACUAAAGACGCUUCACGAGGAGAACGCGGCGUCACGUGAACAACAAUGACUCUGAUGUUGUGAGAAAAUGAACUCUGACCCCUCGACCGGAGCAGAGAGCGAACGGAAGACUCAGAAAGACAGAGGGACGUGGACGAGGGUCUGUCUGAAAAGUGACAUGUCAACACUUUAAUGUCCAAACUAAAGCCUGAUUUGGGGUUUUCUGUCUAAAAAGUUACUCUUCAAAUACUCCUCCUCCUCUGAGCUGUACACGUUUUAUUUGUCGUCCAUUUCACAAAUCACAAAGGUCAGAGAAAGGUCAGAGAAAGGUCAGAGAAAGGUCGGAGAAAGGUCAGAGAAAGGUCAGAGAAAGGUCAGAGAAAGGUCAGCCUCGUCACACAGGGUCAGGGCUGGAGGAAGUACUCGAGUCUGUUACUUAUAAUGAGCAAAACAAUACUCAAGUAAAAGUAAAGUAGUAAAAAAUCUAUUUAAGUAAAAGUACAAAUACUGGUGCAAAAAAAUCCUCAAGUAAAAGUAUCACAUAAAAAAUCUAUUUAAGUAAAAGUACAAACACUGGAGCAAAAAAUAAUCAAGGAAAAGUAAAGUAGAUUUUUUCAUCUGAUACUUUUACUUGAGUAUUUUUCCUCCAAUAUCUGUACUUUUACUGUAGAGUAGUAGAUUUUUUCAUGUGAUACUUUAAGUAACAGUACAAAUAUGUGAGCAAUAAAAUACUCAAGUAAAAAUAUCACAUGAAAAAAUCUACUUCGGUAAAAUUACAAAUACUGGAGCAAAAAAUACUUGAGUAAAAGUAAAGUUUUUUAUGUGAUACUUUUACUUCUGUACUAUCUGUACUUUUACUGAAGUAGAUUUUUUCAUGUGAUACUUUAAGUAAAAGUACAGAUACUGGAGCAAAAAAAAAAAAAAACUCAAGUAAAAGUAUCACAUGAAAAAAUCUACUUAAGUAAAAGUAUCUGUUUAAAAAUGGACUCACCUAAAAAUGUGUAUGUAUUUGUAAGUGUAUUUGUAAGUGUAUUUGUAAGUGUAUUUGUAAGUGUAUUUGUAAGUGUAUUUGUAAGUGUAUUUGUAAGUGUAUUUGUAGUACUUUACUCCUUUUACUUAGUUACGUUCCAUCACUCCCCGUGUUCCUGCGUCACAUCGAUGGACGUACAGAAGUGUGUGUUUAUAUCUGAGGUUCCGUUCCUCUUCUGCUCGUGUCGUUCUCAGCCCUGACACUUCCACGUGACGACUUUAAAUCCGUUUGUCUGCGUCACAUCGAGCUGGAGACCUGUGCGUUUACAUCUGAAGACACAGACGCCGUAUUAAAACGAUGUUCUAGUCGCACGUUCUGUCCAGUUUGACCCGUCGCACGUCGGUUCUGUCACACUCUGGACUGUGACCUUUAGAUUCUGUUACAUUCUCACUGUUCAAAACACAAAUCUGGAUGUGUAAAAUGAGAAUUCACGUUGCUUUAAUUAUUUAUGGCUUUUUGAAAUAUUUAUUUUAAAAUAUUUUUCUAAAUUAUGUGUGUAAAUAUUUAAAUAAACAUGUUAUAUUUGAAAAAAACAAAAAAACCACAACACAUAUAUAAUUAAUGUGUCUACCUCGUCCCAGAACAGAGACGUGUUUUUAAAGGCUCUUUGUUUUUAAUCCAAACCGUCUCUGAGGUUUUAUAUUUAGUCUGAUUUUCAGAUGUGGACAGUUAAAUUACAUAAUAUAUAAUGUGUGGUGUUAAAUAACUUCACUGUUUGAAAAGCAAAUGUACGGAGCCCGGUAUAGGACAUUUUUAAACCACAAGAUAAUAUCAUGUUCCCACACGAUAUCAUCGAUUAUCAUGAAAGAACCACAUAUUGUUUUUAUAUUUUAAGUUAAAUAUCUCAUGCACUCGUGGAAAUAUAUGUACAGAAAUGAUUAUGUUCCCUCAAGACAAUAUGUUGUUUUAUUUUGUAAAUAUUCUUCUUUCAUUCGUCUGUGGGGCUCUGUACAAUUGUGACUUCAGAGAUUUAUCAAUAAAACAUCCAGAGUAAAGUC